GAAAUUUUCUUCUCCGUGCGGUCACCCCACUUCACACCUUCCAAUCCCUAACCCAGCCAUGGGAAGACCGGCACCAAUCUAGGGUUCCCCCAUCUCAAUCCAAGGAGAGAAGACUUGUGAAUAAACUAUCAAAAUCCCAUCUUGGUUUUUCUUCUUUUCCAUUUGCUUUGGUCUCUGUAAUGGUUUUUGGUUGAGAUCUAUCGGAUGAACUGGGUUUUGGUGGUUUCAGAUGUUGCUGUUGCCAAGUCUUUGGGCUAUUUAGGGUGUUUUAGGACUUGGUGUUGACAUGGAGAAGGUGGAAGAAGCUAACCGAGCUGCUGUGGAGAGCUGCGACAGAGUCCUGAGCCUGCUCUCCCAGUCCCAAGAUCAAGUUCAGUAUACGAAUCUGGUGGCAGAGGCUGGGGAGGCUGUUUCUAGGUUCAAGAGAGUGGCUUCAAUGCUCAGUAAUGGUGUGGGUCAUGCCAGGGUGAGGAUUGUGAAGAGAAUCCAGUCCCCCUUCAAUCAUAAGGCCUUCCUAGAUCACUCUGUGGUAUCUAAGAUAGACCUUUCUCCCAAGCCUCUCCAACUCCUGCCUAAAAGUCUAUUAGAUACCUCAGCAUCAGAGUUGGAUUCCAGUGCCAAAAAUCCGGAGCAGCUCACCCAUAAGAUCUUUCUGGAGAAUCCAAGGCUGGAUUUGGAUUCAUCUUCUUCUAGGAGCACUCUCCAGCUUGCCCCACAGGAUCCUUCAACAGCAUCUCACUUUCAGUUCCUCCAACAGCAGCAGAACAACCAAAGGUUUCAGCUCCAGCAGCAGAUUAAGUUCCAGGCUGACAUGUAUAGGAGGAGCAGUAGUGGCAUAAACCUCAAGUUUGACAGCUCAAGCUGCACACCGACCAUGUCGUCGACGAGGUCCUUCUUGUCGUCGCUGAGCAUGGAUGGGAGUGUGGCCAGCUUGGAUGGAAAGGCAUUCCAUCUGAUUGGUGGACCAGCGGCAUCCGAUCCGGUGAACGCACCACCUUCGAAGAGGAGGUGCUCCGGCAGAGGGGAGGAUGGGAGUGGAAAAUGUGCAACCACCGGCAGGUGCCACUGCUCAAAGAGGAGGAAACUGAGAGUCAAGAGAUCCAUUAAGGUUCCUGCAAUCAGUAACAAACUUGCUGACAUCCCACCUGAUGAGUAUUCAUGGAGGAAGUAUGGGCAGAAACCAAUCAAGGGUUCUCCUCAUCCUAGGGGAUACUAUAAAUGCAGCAGCAUGAGGGGCUGCCCUGCAAGGAAGCAUGUUGAGAGGUGCCUGGAAGACCCCUCAAUGCUCAUUGUUACAUAUGAAGGCGAGCACAACCAUACCAGGUUGCUAACCCACUCUGCCCACACCUAGAGGCAUUAGAGCUCUCCACCAGCAACCAGCACAGCUGCUGCUCCAUUUGCAUCCCAGCCUUAUUGAGUGGUGACUGAAUCACACCUAUGUAUGUUAACUUUCUGUUUUUUAAAAAUCAAAGCAGUGGAGCAGUUGCUGAUUAAGGUCUCCUGGGUCCUGCAAUCUUUCCAUAGUGAAGAGGGAGCAUACAAGAGGAUACUCCCCAUGCAGCCCAAUAGAAAUGCUACCCAAGUACUGGUUGAAGGAAGUAAACAAAGAACUCUUUUCUUGGUUUUAGAAUGCGACUUUGUUCGGCUUACAUCUCAUACUAUCCCUUCAAACAUGUUUAAAAGCAGAUGGAUGGAAGAUACAUGGUAAAACCUUUUUGAGACAACAAUGGGCAUUGUGUAAUCUUGGAAGGAAAUGGUAGUAUGUCAUGUUGCUCAAA
Messenger RNA from Elaeis guineensis (African oil palm), 1778 nucleotides. RefSeq names its product protein WRKY1. Gene Ontology annotation, molecular function: DNA-binding transcription factor activity; sequence-specific DNA binding. Gene Ontology annotation, biological process: regulation of DNA-templated transcription. Lineage: Eukaryota; Viridiplantae; Streptophyta; Magnoliopsida; Arecales; Arecaceae. The record is from RefSeq and is a predicted model, not a curated record.